Messenger RNA from Pongo pygmaeus (Bornean orangutan), 1791 nucleotides. RefSeq names its product nuclear FMR1 interacting protein 1 (gene NUFIP1). The record is from RefSeq and is a predicted model, not a curated record. Gene Ontology annotation, biological process: box C/D snoRNP assembly. Bases 117 to 1601 code for a protein of 494 amino acids. Gene Ontology annotation, cellular component: nucleus. Gene Ontology annotation, molecular function: RNA binding. The transcript has 10 exons. NCBI's taxonomy places the organism in Eukaryota, Metazoa, Chordata, Mammalia, Primates, Hominidae.
CGCCGACCAAUGACGUAAAGCCUGUGGUUGGCUGAGCUGCGUAGCUCACGGUAAAGGAAGUGACGCCUAAUGCUUGCUCCACAGUCGCGUGCUAGACUCUGGACCCGGCAGGUGGUAUGGCUGAGCCGACUAGUGAUUUCGCGACUCCUACCGGGUGGCGUGCGUCUCCCGAGCUGACUCCCGGGUUAGGGCCCCUGAGCGACCCUGCCCCGCCGCGGGACAGCUGGAUGUUCUGGGCAAUGCUGCCGCCACCACCACCGCUUACGUCCUCGCUUCCCGCAGCCGGGUCAAAGCCUUCCUCUGAGUCGCAGCCCCCCAUGGAGGCCCAGUCUCUCCCCGGGGCUCCGCCUCCCUUCGACGCCCAGAUUCUUCCUGGAGCGCAACCCCCCUUCGACGCCCAGUCCCCCCUUGAUUCUCAGCCUCAACCCAGCGGCCAGCCUUGGAAUUUCCAUGCUUCCACAUCGUGGUAUUGGAGACAGUCUUCUGAUAGGUUUCCUCGGCAUCAGAAGUCCUUCACCCCUUCAGUUAAAAAUUCUUAUUAUCCACGAAAGUAUGAUGCAGAAUUCACAGACUUCAGCUUACCUCCCAGUAGAAAACAGAAAAAAAAGAAAAGAAAGGAACCAGUUUUUCACUUUUUUUGUGAUACCUGUGAUCGUGGUUUUAAAAAUCAAGAAAAGUAUGACAAACACAUGUCUGAACAUACAAAAUGCCCUGAAGUAGAUUGCUCUUUUACUGCACAUGAGAAGAUUGUCCAGUUCCAUUGGAGAAAUAUGCAUGCUCCUGGCAUGAAGAAGAUCAAGUUAGACACUCCAGAGGAAAUUGCACGAUGGAGGGAAGAAAGAAGGAAAAACUAUCCAACUCUGGCCAAUAUUGAAAGGAAGAAGAAGUUAAAACUUGAAAAGGAAAAGAGAGGAGCAGUAUUGACAACAACACAAUAUGGCAAGAUGAAGGGGAUGUCCAGACAUUCACAAAUGGCAAAGAUCAGAAGUCCUGGCAAGAAUCACAAAUGGAAAAACGACAAUUCUAGACAGAGAGCAGUCACUGGAUCAGGCAAUCACUUGUGUGAUUUGAAGCCAGAAGGUCCACCUGAGGCAAAUGCAGAUCCUCUUAGUGUUUUGAUAAACAGUGAUUCUGAGUCUGAUAAGGAGGAGAAACCACAACGUUCUGUGAUACCCAAGGAAGUGACACCAGCCCUAUGCUCACUAAUGAGUAGCUAUGGCAGUCUUUCAGGGUCAGAGAGUGAGCCAGAAGAAACUCCCAUCAAGACUGAAGCAGACGUUUUGGCAGAAAACCAGGUUCUUGAUAGCAGUGCUCCUAAGAGUCCAAGUCAAGGUGUUAAAGCAACUGUUAGAAAUUUUUCAGAAGCCAAGAGUGAGAACCGAAAGAAAAGUUUUGAAAAGACAAACCCUAAGAGGAAAAAAGAUUAUCACAACUAUCAAACGUUAUUCGAACCAAGAACACACCAUCCAUAUCUCUUGGAAAUGCUUCUAGCUCCGGACAUUCGACAUGAAAGAAAUGUGAUUUUGCAGUGUGUUCGGUACAUCAUCAAAAAAGACUUUUUUGGAUUGGAUACUAAUUCUGCGAAAAGUAAAGAUGUAUAGGCGUCUGGUGUUUCAGCAUACAUAACUGAAGCAUGUGAAACAGUAUCAUCCUCGUUAGUAGAGGAAAACGAAACCCUUUUUUCCCUCAAAACUGGAUUUGUAACUAAAUUGUAAGCCUCGUAGGAUGUAUGUUGGAAUUUUAAGUCUUUCCUUUGGUUCUAUGCAAAUAAAUACAUAACUGAUUUUUUAA